GAUUGGCUGAGAGAUGAGAAAUGGGCGUGGCUUGAUUUAUCGUCAUAUAUAAAGCCACGCUGGCGGGCGGACCUCUCUUUCUGUGCACGCGGUCGCGGCCGCACUGAGUCGCGAUGCCCGUGGCCAGGAGCUGGGUGUGUCGCAAGACCUACGUGACCCCGCGGAGACCCUUCGAGAAGUCGCGGCUCGAUCAGGAGUUAAAGUUGAUCGGGGAGUAUGGGCUGAGGAACAAGCGCGAGGUGUGGAGGGUGAAAUUCACCUUGGCCAAAAUCCGCAAAGCCGCGCGGGAGCUGCUGACCCUGGACGAGAAGGACCCCAAACGGCUCUUUGAAGGCAACGCCCUCCUCCGCCGCCUGGUCCGUAUCGGCGUGCUGGACGAGGGCAAGAUGAAGCUGGAUUACAUCCUGGGCCUGAAAAUCGAGGAUUUCCUGGAGCGCCGCCUUCAGACCCAGGUGUUCAAACUGGGCCUGGCCAAAUCCAUCCACCACGCCCGCGUGCUCAUCCGCCAGCGCCACAUCCGGGUGAGGAAGCAGGUGGUGAACAUCCCAUCGUUCAUCGUGCGCCUGGACUCCCAAAAACACAUCGACUUCUCGCUGCGCUCGCCCUACGGCGGCGGCCGGCCCGGGCGCGUCAAGCGCAAAAACGCCAAGAAGGGCCAGGGAGGAGCGGGAGGAGCUGAGGAUGAGGAGGAGGAUUGAGAGCCCCAAAAGGGCAGGAAUUGAGCCCAAAAAAUAAAGUGACUCCACCCAACAUUUGGGGGGUACUGAGGGAAAUUCCUGUCAAUAAAAAAAAUUUAAUUUU
Molecule: messenger RNA, 801 nt
Organism: Catharus ustulatus (Swainson's thrush)
Lineage: Eukaryota; Metazoa; Chordata; Aves; Passeriformes; Turdidae
Gene: RPS9
Product: ribosomal protein S9
Exons: 6
Coding region: 114-698 (194 amino acids)
Biological process (GO): positive regulation of translational fidelity; translation
Cellular component (GO): cytosolic small ribosomal subunit
Molecular function (GO): rRNA binding; structural constituent of ribosome
Source: RefSeq, a predicted model, not a curated record